AUGGAUUCCCAGGGGGCCUCUGGACAUUCCGACCGCGGGCAGGAGCCUGAGCCCACGCUCGCCUCUCAUCGCUCCGAUGGCAGCGCCGUCAUGGCCAUCGCUGAGGGCCGUGGCUGCCAGUCCGAUCUCUCAGAUACACAGUCAUACGGGCGGAUGCUUCAUCAGGUGCAUCUGAUGGACCCGUGCGAGGUGGUUGUCGCAGCAUACUCGCCAACCUCGACCAAGACCGUGCUACAUGACAAGAUAUCGGAAACCUGGCCCAGCAUCUCGGUUGUCACUGUCGGUCGCAGAGAGUUUUCCGAUUCCAACGGACUCAGCUGCAUCAAGCGGCACACUUAUCAAGACGAUCUCUCCAAGAUCAUGCUGGGGCUGGAAUCCAAGUACUUUUGUCUGGCCGCUGUUAGCGCCCUGUUCCACUAUCUCGAGUCAGUCCACUCCGUCUCGUUUGCCAACGGAUGCCUCAAGUUUCAGUACCAGCUCGUUGACGGCAUGAUGAUGAUCGACCACGUCACUGCCAAAAACCUAGAGCUGUGCCGCAGUCUCCUUGGUCCCCGACACAACAUGACGCUGCUUGGCGUCCUCGACAAGACACAGACGCCGAUGGGAGCUCGACUUCUGCGUCUGAAUCUUCUGCAGCCUUUGAAAGAUCCAAGCACUCUGAAUAUGCGACUCGAUGCUGUUGAAGCACUCGUCCAGUCCGAGCUCAUCAGGAUUCCCAAGCGAGCGGCAGCCCAUCGCUGCGAGCAGUCCAUCAACACUCUGCUGAAACUCAAGCAUAUCUUUGCGGAUCCGGCUCUCGAGGCCAUGCAAAGCCGACUAGGUCAGACCAUCGACGACGAUGUUACCUAUCAAAGAUCUCCUCUGACGCUCCAACAACAGCGCUGCUAUGCUGUCAAGCCUGGAUUCAGCGGGCUGCUUGAUGUUGCCAGACAGACGUACAAGGAGGCCAUUGACGACGUGUACGCACUUGUCAACGGCUAUCGAGACACCUAUCGAAUGAACAUUUCCGAGACCUUCACCCCGAAGCUUGGCUUUGCAUUGGCAAUCUCCAAGAAGAAACUGGCUGCCGGCGCCGAGUGGCCGGCCGAGUUCAUCGGCACAAGCACCAAGCGCAAUACCAUCACAUUCACCACGCUCAGCCUCAAGAGUCUCAACGAACGCAUCCGCGAAGCCUUGGCGGAGGUCUAUUUGAUGUCCGACAGCAUCAUCGAGAGUCUAAUGGAGGCCGCCCGGCAGUCUGUCGGAUGGCUGUAUCAACUCUCCGAGGCGCUGGCGAUGCUGGACAUGCUGCUUUCGUUUGCGCACUAUCGCACCGCACGCCGAUGCUGCCGCCCCGAGUUCAGCGACACACUUGCUCUUCAGAGCGCGCGACAUCCCGUCCGAGAGAUGGAGCCCCGGAGGCCGUUUGUGGCAAACGACGCUUACGCAAGCCCGAGCUGUAGUGUCCAGAUCAUUACUGGUCCCAACAUGUCCGGAAAGUCAACGUACAUGCGCCAAAUUGCCCUCAUCACCAUCAUGGCGCACGUUGGGAUGCAUGUCCCGGCCACAUUUGCGUCUGUGCGCUUGACAGACCGCAUGUUCUCUCGCCUCGGCAGCGACCAAAGCGUGACAGCCAACGCCUCGUCGUUCAUGAUGGAAAUGCGCGAAUGCGCCUUCAUAUUGGAACAUCUGACCAUCGAGAGCAUGGUGUUUAUCGAUGAGCUUGGACGAGCGCAUUUGAUGCAGCACUUGAUGCGGAACAGGCUCAACGCGCCGCUGACUGUGCUUCUGUUGGGCCUGCCUCUUCAGGCGUUUGUGUUCUUUUCGACGCACUUCUGGGACUUGGCGAAUGUCCUGAAGCUGUAUCCAAACGUUGUGAAUCUCCGAAUGCGAGUUUCAGUUGACGACAAGGGCGACCAGGGUGUCUGUGGGUCUCAGAGCCGCAGCAUUCGGUAUCUCUACUCGGUCGAAAGCGGCGUAGCCGAUCAGCCACACUACGGAAUCCAGCUCGCAGCCGUGGCGGGGCUUCCGCACGACGUCAUCAAAUCCAGCCUCGAGAUCUCAGAGCAGGCGAGUGUUCCAGACGCAGCGGCAGCACGGACAACGGCACAUACGGCAUCUCAGGCGGCUGCUGACAGCUCGGUGCAGCUCGAACAGGACCUGAAGCUUCGGCAGCAACGGCAUCCAGGGGCUCUUGAGCACCGCAUCCGUCGACUCGAAGAGGCGAUCAAGAGACAUGCCAAACUGCCUGAGACGGAGCUCCGGAGCCUUCUGAAGGCUAUCCGGCUGUCCUUUGUGGAGGAGAUGAGCGGGCUGAUCGAAGACUCUGGCGCUGCAGUGGAUGCCCCAAUCUCUACUGAGUAA
Polychytrium aggregatum is the source of this 2343-nucleotide messenger RNA. Its product is annotated as muts domain V-domain-containing protein. The transcript is spliced from 21 exons. Gene Ontology annotation, biological process: reciprocal meiotic recombination; mismatch repair. Bases 1 to 2343 code for a protein of 780 amino acids. The record is from RefSeq and is a predicted model, not a curated record. Gene Ontology annotation, cellular component: nucleus. Gene Ontology annotation, molecular function: ATP-dependent DNA damage sensor activity; mismatched DNA binding; ATP binding. Lineage: Eukaryota; Fungi; Chytridiomycota; Chytridiomycetes; Polychytriales.